AUGUGUGGGUACUACAUUGGUGGUUUCGUUGCUGUUGGAAAAUUGCUACCAUUGGCAUUGGUGAAACAGGAGUGGAGUAGUGGCAAAACAUGUGUGGAGCAAUGGUAUUGCAUUGGAGGUCCUAAUUGCUAUAAUGGUGACUUAAGGAUGUGUGGGUAUUAUGGUGGUGGUCUCGUUGUUGUUACCAAACUAUUGUUGUUGGCAUUGGUGAAAUAG
Messenger RNA from Sphenostylis stenocarpa, 216 nucleotides. The record is from the annotation of a GenBank genome assembly. NCBI's taxonomy places the organism in Eukaryota, Viridiplantae, Streptophyta, Magnoliopsida, Fabales, Fabaceae.